This is a messenger RNA of Notolabrus celidotus (New Zealand spotty), 3683 nucleotides long. It is a transcript of the gene lonp1, whose product is annotated as lon peptidase 1, mitochondrial. The record is from RefSeq and is a predicted model, not a curated record. Gene Ontology annotation, molecular function: ATP-dependent peptidase activity; single-stranded DNA binding; ATP binding. The coding region runs from base 9 to 3059 and encodes 1016 amino acids. Gene Ontology annotation, cellular component: mitochondrial matrix. Lineage: Eukaryota; Metazoa; Chordata; Actinopteri; Labriformes; Labridae. Gene Ontology annotation, biological process: chaperone-mediated protein complex assembly; protein catabolic process; mitochondrion organization. The transcript has 21 exons.
GGUUGGUCAUGUGCUGUAGAAUACUCUCGAUCAACAUGGCUGCCUGCAUGAAGAUGUCAGGCGCUGCGAGACAGCUGCAAGGAAAAUCGGUUCUCUUAAAGCCAAACUGGCCCGUGUUUUUUCGGGCCGGACGCUCCCCUCUGACGGACACAUCGGCCUUGAGUCGACUACAGCCCCCACGGUUCUACAGCGGCACCGCAAGCCCACAGAAAACAUGCAUCAGCCGCUUCUCUUACAGUCCAUCCAGCACAUCAAUGACAGCUGGCUGCAAGCUGACCACCAGAAGUCAGCGAUGGAUACGGGUCGGAGGUGUUAUCCGCAGUCAAACAGGUCUCCUCACACCAUCCAGUCCAUCUUACUUCAUUCAGGACAGGUUGUUUGGGAACCGGGCCAGCGGUGCUGGAGAGGACGGCAGUGACAGUGCAGGCUCUGGGAGUGAGGAGUCUGGGGGAGAUGGAGGGGCCCCUUAUAAUAACGGACCUCAGAUGACUGCUCUCACCACUAUGAUGGUCCCGGAAAUAUUCCCCAAUGUGCCGCUGGUCGCUGUGAGCAGAAACCCGGUGUUCCCCCGCUUCAUCAAAAUCAUAGAGGUUAAAAACAAAGAGUUGAUGGAGCUGUUGAGGAGGAAAGUUCGUCUUGCUCAACCAUACGCUGGAGUCUUUCUGAAGAGAGAUGAUAAUAAUGAGUCAGAUGUGGUCGAGUCUCUCGAUGCUGUCUACCCUACAGGGACCUUCGUUCAGAUUCAUGAGAUGCAGGACCUCGGAGACAAGCUUCGGAUGAUCGUAAUGGGACAUCGCAGGAUACGGAUCACAAAACAGCUAGAGGUGGAGCCUGAGGAUGAAGCAAUAGCUCCUGUGUUGUCAGAGUCUGAGGCAGAGUCCCAACCCAAACCACCGCCAAGACGUAAAACCAAACGCAGCCGCAAAGACCAACCAGGAUCUGUGACGGAGCAGCUUGAGGAGAAGAUUUCUGAUGCAGACCUGAGUCCAGAAUUCCAGCCUCUGCCCUCGUCCAACAUCCUGAUGGUGGAAGUGGACAACAUUCAACAUGAACAGUUCACUGUCACAGAGGAGGUCAAGGCUCUUACUGCAGAGAUUGUGAAGACCAUCAGAGAUAUCAUCGCACUCAACCCCCUUUACAGAGAGUCGGUCCUUCAGAUGAUGCAGGCUGGUCAGAGGGUGGUCGAUAAUCCCAUUUACCUUAGUGAUAUGGGAGCAGCUCUGACAGGAGCAGAGUCACAUGAACUACAGGACGUCUUGGAGGAGAUAAAUAUCCCAAAGCGUCUCUACAAGGCUCUGUCUCUGCUGAAGAAGGAGUAUGAGCUGAGCAAACUGCAGCAGAGACUUGGUAGAGAGGUGGAAGAGAAGAUCAAACAGACUCACAGGAAGUACUUGCUGCAGGAGCAACUGAAGAUCAUUAAAAAGGAGCUCGGUCUGGAAAAAGAGGAUAAAGAAGCAAUAGAAGAGAAGUUCAGAGAGAGACUCAAAGACAGGACUGUACCUCAGCACAUAAUGGAUGUCAUCAAUGAAGAACUCAACAAACUGGGACUGCUGGACAACCACUCCUCGGAGUUCAAUGUCACCCGGAACUACCUGGACUGGCUGACGAGCAUGCCCUGGGGUAUGAACAGUGAAGAAAACUUAUUACUGGAUACAGCCAAAGGGGUUUUAGAGGAAGACCAUUACGGAAUGGAUGAUGUUAAGAAAAGGAUUUUGGAAUUCAUAGCAGUGAGUCAGCUGCGUGGUUCCACUCAGGGAAAGAUCCUGUGUUUCUACGGACCCCCGGGUGUAGGAAAGACCUCCAUCGCUCGCUCCAUAGCCAGAGCCCUCAACAGACAGUACUUCAGGUUCAGCGUGGGAGGAAUGACUGAUGUGGCUGAGAUUAAAGGACACAGGAGGACUUAUGUUGGAGCGAUGCCAGGGAAGAUCAUCCAGUGCCUGAAGAAAACAAAGACAGAGAAUCCUCUGGUGCUAAUAGAUGAGGUGGAUAAGAUCGGCCGUGGUUACCAGGGUGAUCCGUCCUCUGCAUUGCUGGAGCUUCUGGAUCCCGAACAGAAUGCCAACUUUCUCGACCACUACCUCGAUGUCCCUGUAGAUCUUUCCAAAGUUUUGUUUAUCUGCACGGCUAAUGUCCUAGACACCAUCCCAGAGCCCCUCCGAGACAGGAUGGAGAUGAUCAAUGUGUCUGGAUACGUGGCCCAAGAGAAACUGGCUAUUGCUGAGCGUUACCUUGUCCCUCAGCUCCGCACUUUGUGUGGCCUGACUGAAGAAAAGGUCUCAAUCUCAUCUGACGCCCUCGGUCUGCUCAUCAAGCAGUACUGCAGAGAAUCUGGAGUCAGGAACCUUCAGAAGCAAGUUGAAAAGGUUUUCCGUAAGGUGGCCUUCAGUAUUGUCAGUGGUGAGCAAAACGCUGUGACUGUUACACCUGACAACCUGCAGGACUAUGUGGGUAAACCUGUUUUCACAGUGGAUCGAAUGUACACUGUCACCCCACCGGGAGUGGUCAUGGGCCUGGCUUGGACUGCUCUUGGAGGGACUACGCUGUUCAUUGAGACAUCGCUACGCCGUCCUUCUGGCGGGUCGGACUCUAAAGGAGAGGGGACACUGGAGGUCACAGGUCAGCUGGGUGAUGUUAUGAAGGAAAGUGCAAAGAUCGCUUCAACCUAUGCUAGAGCUUUCCUAAUAGAUAAAGAACCAGAAAAUCACUUCUUGGUCAACUCCCACCUACAUCUGCAUGUUCCUGAGGGGGCAACUCCCAAGGAUGGACCAAGUGCUGGGUGUACCAUUGUUACAGCACUUUUAUCCUUGGCUACCAGCCAGCCAGUGCGUCAGGAUGUGGCUAUGACUGGUGAAGUUUCACUAACUGGCAAAAUACUGCCAGUGGGUGGGAUCAAAGAGAAGACUAUAGCUGCUCGUCGUGCCGGUGUGACCUGUAUCGUCCUUCCAGCCGAGAAUAGAAAGGACUUCUCUGACCUGCCAGACUACAUCACUGAAGGCCUCGAGGUCCACUUUGUGGAUCACUACAGCCAAAUCUACCCCGUUGUCUUUCCACAGAACUAGUCGUUAUCUAAUUUCAAAAACAACUCUAAAAUCAAGAGAUGACGGAACAGGUGUUUUUAUCUCAUCUCAGAACUCAGAAGUGUAUUUCACUGCAUAGCACCGAUUGUCAUUCUGGUGGCAGUUUGAGAAGUCCAGCUGCUGCUUUUUGGCUGAUUCUUGUAAAUGUGUAGCCUUGACUCUGAGGUCCUGCUGUGGAGACUGGUACAAUUGAAAAGUGUUCUUAAGUUAUCCAAGGGGACACAUGGCUUGGUAACUCCAUUAUGUAUAUAUUUCAUUAUUUAUAUUUUCUGUUUUAGCCACCACAGGAACCCCUGAGGUAGAAGAACAGUCAUGUGACAAAGAAAAAUAUCCAUGGUGUCGAGCCAUUCAGCCAUAGAUGAGAAAACACAGUAAAUGAUGGUGAUGAUGAAUACUGUUCGUUACCUUAUAAUGUCACUGAAAAACAGAAAUUGGCAUUGCAACUUUGCUGCCAGGCAGCCUCUUCCCCCACAGCUCUCAUUAUACAGGGCUGUGGAUGGACUCUUUCAUAGAUUUAUUAUCUUACCAUUUUAUACUAUUAUUGGCCAGAUGUGAUAAUGAUGAUGUUGAAAUAAAUUAAAUAAUAAUAAAAUACAUUUUCUGCUU